Molecule: messenger RNA, 897 nt
Organism: Andrographis paniculata
Lineage: Eukaryota; Viridiplantae; Streptophyta; Magnoliopsida; Lamiales; Acanthaceae
Exons: 1
Coding region: 1-897 (298 amino acids)
Source: RefSeq, a predicted model, not a curated record
AUGUCCGACCAAGGCUCUCCUUCCCCGCCGCCGCCGCCGCCUCCACCGCCGCCGCAAUCUAAUCCAGCGCCGGCGAGGCCAUCCGGGGCGGGUCGGCGUGCGAGUUCGGUCACGCCCCCUGCCAGCCCGGCCAGGGGGAGAGCAAGAGGCCGCGGACCGGGUUCAGCCCCGCCGCAGCCGUCCAGGCCACGGCCACAGCCAAAGUUCACGCCUCCGCGGCACCCGGUGGUUAUGGGUGUCCCCGGCGUGUCGGCCUUCUCCAACUACAACGUCCGGCCGGGAUCCAGCCAUGGUCCGGGACCGUCGUCGGCGACUGGAUCCAGAGGCGAUUACCAAUCUGUCCUCGGAUCGGCGGCGUUCCAGGCGCCCACCGGAGCGCAGGCUGUCCCCGUCGGCGGCGACGGCGGUGGUGGCGGUGGCAGGAGUGAUCUGAGUGCUACAGGGAGGAUUCUCGGCGCUAAGAGAGCGCGGGUAGGGGCCGGAGCCGGCGCCGGAGCGGGAUCCAGCGCCGCCGCGGGUGCGGCAGCUCCGGCGAGAGAGGGCGGCGGAGUUCACUGCAGCGUGUGCAACAGGCGGUUUAAUUCCGACAAGGCCUUGUUCGGACACAUGCGGUCUCACCCUGACAGGGGCUGGAAGGGGGCCCACCCGCCGCCGGUGUUCCGGGCGGAGGAAGAAUUUGCAGACCUCCGCGGCAUGAUCGGCGCCGGCGAGGGAUCGGCGGCGCAGAGCAGGGGAGCCGAAGAGCAACCGGCUCAAGCCGGAGGAGAGGGUAGUAGCCGUAGGGAAAGAGGUGAAGGUUCUGGAAGCUUCCAGAUUCCGGAUCUGAACAAUCCUCCACCGCCAGACGACGACGACGACGACGGCGACGGCGAAGAUCCCAGUGCGUCGGCGGCCUGA